Molecule: messenger RNA, 2223 nt
Organism: Microdochium trichocladiopsis
Lineage: Eukaryota; Fungi; Ascomycota; Sordariomycetes; Xylariales; Microdochiaceae
Product: ATP-NAD kinase
Exons: 3
Coding region: 178-1992 (604 amino acids)
Biological process (GO): NADP+ biosynthetic process; NAD+ metabolic process
Molecular function (GO): NAD+ kinase activity
Source: RefSeq, a predicted model, not a curated record
GUCAUUAUCACGUACUUCCAAGAUCAACUUGCUGCGCAGGCGUGGCAUGCUGAAGACAUAGACUGCUCGAGAUCUGCGGAAACUCACUCGCUCCCAUCGAAUGUCAUAGCGCAUCGUCGACCCAUUGCGACCCUCACACAGCCUCUGCCGGCGAACCACGAAGCACGGCGCAUCACCAUGGCAGCCAACGGCGCCCCGAGCGCAGACGAGCGUGCCGACGAUCGUGCCGAGAAGCAUGUCCACUAUGAAGACCAGCCAGAGAGCGCAAGCGACGAGGAUACGAAGCCGUUCGAAGUCACCUUUGAGUCCAACAACCCUCAUCGCCGCAAGAGCUCGCUCGCCGCAGCCACCGCCGUCAUGCCACAGAUCCCUACUACUACAAAGAAGACACAAUGUCUAGUCCACCAGUUCCUCGAGAGCCAUAGACCACCAUCAGAUAGCGAGAAACCCCACUUCCCCCACCACGCAAAGAACAAUCGGCAAGCUCCAGGUCGCGACACCGAGCCGCAAGAUGCUACGGCAGAUCUUGGCCUGAACCGCUAUGUCGAGCCCAAGGGCACAAACAAGGGGCCGUCCAGCCUUCAUCGCGAGGGGUCAGAGAGCAGUAGCAUGGACGAGGCUGGCGGCCAGAUCGACCAGAGCUCGUGGAAGAACGAGCUCGCAAAAUCCCGUUCGGAGCUAGAUCUCGCGGCUUCCAAGAACCAUGAUGGCUUACACAGCCGACUCCUGACCAAGAAGCAGCUCAGCGAGAUGGCGUGGGGCGUGCGCGAGCUCAGCAGGAGGCUGGGCAGCAUGCGCCUCAAGUUCAAGGUGCGGACCGUGUUCAUCCUGACCAAGCUCUACGAUCAGGAGUUGCUGCACAAGACGCGCGAGCUGGCUCGGUGGCUGCUCAGCAAGGACCGGGACGUGCGCUACACCGUCUACGUGGAGCACAGCGUCAAGGGCAACAAGAAGUUUGACAUGUCGGGCCUGCUGGACGAGCUGCGGCGCGAGUACAUCGAGGCUGGCGAGAUGGACGAGGACACGCCCAGGGACGUGCUGGACCGCCGGCUGCGCUUCUGGACCGAGGACAUGUGCCGCACGCGGCCUCACAUGUUUGACUUUGUACUGUCCCUCGGAGGCGAUGGGACGGUGCUCUAUGCGAGCUGGCUCUUCCAGCGCAUUGUCCCGCCGGUGCUCAGCUUUGCGCUGGGGAGCUUGGGGUUCUUGACAAAAUUCGACUUUAGCGACUAUGAGGAUAUCCUGACAACAUCAUUCACCCAGGGGGUUACCGUCAGUUUGCGCCUGAGAUUUGAAGGGACUGUGAUGAGAAGCCAGGCGAAGCGCAAAGCCGUCGAAGCAGGGAAUAACAGCGGCGCCAGCAACGGAAAUGUUGGGUCUGCGUCAAGUCAUGACGAUGACGAUGAUGAAGACGGGCACGUGAAGCGGGAUCUCGUCGAAGAGCUCAUCGGCGAGGAGAAGGAUGAUGAGCAUACCCACAAACCCGACGGUACAUAUGAGAUCCUCAACGAGAUUGUGGUCGAUCGGGGGCCGAAUGCGACAAUGUCGUACACUGAGAUCUUUGGAGAUGACGAGCACUUCACAUCCGUUCUUGCCGACGGUGUCUGCGUUUCCACACCAACAGGCUCUACGGCAUACAACCUGGCAGCAGGAGGCUCUCUGUGCCAUCCCGAGAACCCCGUGAUGCUUGUGACGUCCAUCUGCCCCCACACUUUAUCCUUCCGCCCCAUCAUUCUGCCCGACACGAUCGUGCUGCGGAUUGGCGUUCCGUACGACGCGCGGACGAACAGUUGGGCGAGCUUUGAUGGACGCGAGCGCAUCGAGCUCAAGCCCGGCGACUACGUGACCAUCAGCGCCAGCCGGUUUCCCUUUGCGACAGUGCAGCCGCACGGCCGGAGGAGCGAGGACUGGAUCAACAGCAUUAGUGGCAAGCUGGGCUGGAACACGCGGCAGAAGCAGAAGAAUGAGGGGUUCGCGAAGUGGGACAGCUGAGUACUACACAGUGUAGUGAAUCCAAACCUGACUCGGCAUUGCCCGUGAAAAAUGAUCCCACUUUGCCUUGCAUACAGACUAGAUUGUCGGACAAGCGGCAUCUGCCAUACACACGACGGACCGUAUGGCGUCACUCUCUAGUUCAGACUCUAGAGGCGGGGUUUGUGCAUGUGCAUGUGCAGCCAUCCAGUACUUGUGUAAGUAUUUACACCUCGAGCACUUAGAGUAGCC